AUGCCCACCAAUCAUCCCCGCCUCCGCAGUAUACUAGCAGCCUCUCCCCUCUUCGGGCUAUUAGCAUCCCUCUCCUCCGCGGCCGCUGCACUACCUUCUUCUUCAUCUACAGCCCAUCCCUCCCUCCCGAAAGUCACCUUAACACCGGCGGACUCUGACGCCCACCCCGUCGUCUUCCAGGGCCGCUCGAUCCCAGAGUUCCGACAGGAUGUUUUCCUGGGGAUCAAAUUCGCGGACGAGCCGGUGCGGUUCACCCCGUCGGAAGUGAAGAGGGCGUAUGGUGAGAUUCUUCCCCUUGGCUUUAUAAUCGCCUAUGAUAUGUUCUAUAAACGAGUUACUAGAGGGAAGGAAACCAAGACCUACAACGCAACCGCCUACGGCUUCGAAUGUCCCGGCUAUGGAUCGGACGAGACGAAGCUGAUUAAUGCCGGCACCAUCCAGUUGAGUGAGGAUUGUUUGAAUUUGAAUAUUAUUCGGCCGUGGACAAACUCAGGGAAUUCGUCUGGCACUGCUGGUUCUCGGACUUCGAAGGAGAAGACCGAUGGUGAGCUGCUGCCGGUUCUCUUGUGGAUCUAUGGUGGUGGAUGGCAGCAGGGGGCGACGGCGGAUCCGAGGUACAACAUGAGCUACAUCGUCCAGCAAGGCGCUGAGAGCGGAACUCCCGUGCUCGGAGUGUCGAUUAAUUAUCGAUUAGCGGCGUUUGGUCUGCUAGACUCAGAGGAGAUUAGGGAAUCCGGGAACAAUAACCUCGGACUGCGUGACCAGCGCGUCGCCAUGAAAUGGGUCCAGGAGAAUAUCCGCGCCUUUGGUGGUGAUCCGGAGCGGGUGACUAUCUGGGGGGAGUCAGCAGGUGCGUAUAGUGUGGGAGCGCAUCUGGUCGCCAACGGAGGAGACCACGAGGAUCUUUUCCGAGCCGCUAUCAUGGAAUCCGGAAACGCAGUGGGCCCGCCCUGGAACGGUACGGAUUGGUACCAGCCCAUGUAUGACCGAAUCGUCAACAAGACUGGCUGUACCGGCUCAUCCGACACCCUGCAAUGCCUGCGAGAUGUGCCCUAUAAAACUCUAUACGACAACGCCUUCGAAGGACUUGAAUGGUUCGCCGCAGUCGACGGUACUUUUAUCCGCGAAUACCCCCAGAUCAGUUUCUCGGAGGGCCGAUUCGCAUCGGUACCAAUCCUACUGGGGACGAAUACCGACGAAGGGACAAGUUUCGGCACGACGGGCACGGAUACGGAUGAGGAGUGUGUGGAGCAGUUGAUUUGUAGGUUCCUACUGACUCAAAUAGCUUCUAAACGAUGGGUGCUCGAUCGCAACCAAGCCACCAAGCUUUUGACAUACUACCCAGACGACCCGGCCGUCGGGUGUCCCUACGGAUGGGGCAACACGACCUGGCCGCAGCUGGGAGCCAUGUAUAAGCGGUACGAGUCGAUGGCAGGAGACAUCAGCAUGGUGGCGCCGCGACGACUGCUGGCCGAGACGAUGGCGAAGGCCGGCAAGGACGUGUACAGUUAUCGGUGGGACGUGGCAGCUUUGAACUCAUCAAGUACCAUUGGCGUGGGACAUUUUGCCGAGAUUCCGUUCGUCUUCGCCAACCCCGACCAGACCAUGACGCCCCUGGGAGACGACCCGGCGCGCCUGGAACUGGGCAAGCUAGCGGCUCGCAUGUGGACGUCAUUCGCGACGGAUUUGAAUCCCAAUGGUCACGACGUGCCUCAGAUCGCGCCAUGGCCGCAGUAUGCGCUGCAGGACCCGUCGAAUUUCGUCUUCCGACUGCCCCGCCAACAGAGCUAUGUCGAGGCCGACACGUAUCGAAAGGAGGGGAUGGCCUAUCUCAACGGGAUUGCGCGGUAA
Aspergillus steynii IBT 23096 is the source of this 1851-nucleotide messenger RNA. RefSeq names its product putative triacylglycerol lipase (LipA). The record is from RefSeq and is a predicted model, not a curated record. The transcript has 10 exons. NCBI's taxonomy places the organism in Eukaryota, Fungi, Ascomycota, Eurotiomycetes, Eurotiales, Aspergillaceae. Bases 1 to 1851 code for a protein of 616 amino acids.